Strongylocentrotus purpuratus (purple sea urchin) is the source of this 282-nucleotide messenger RNA. RefSeq names its product glycine-rich RNA-binding, abscisic acid-inducible protein-like. Bases 1 to 282 code for a protein of 93 amino acids. The record is from RefSeq and is a predicted model, not a curated record. The transcript is spliced from 3 exons. NCBI's taxonomy places the organism in Eukaryota, Metazoa, Echinodermata, Echinoidea, Camarodonta, Strongylocentrotidae.
AUGAAAGGGUACCUCGCCACAAAUGGUGGAGAACCCGGUGCUGAUGACUCUAGAGUCAAUGCCUGGACCCUGGAUGUCAGAAUAUCAGAGUAUGGACCAGUGAGAGGAGGUGGCGGCGGCAGCGGUGGUGGAGGAGGAGGGCGCAACCAAGGGCCUUAUCCAACAGGCGGAGGCUACCAAGGUGGUGAAGGUUACAGUGGCGGACCAGGAGGCGGUGGCGGUUACGGUGUAGGUGGUAGCGGCGGAUACGGAGAUGGCAAUGGCUUUGGAAAGAGACUCUAA